CUCUACAUACCGCAACUAGCGCGAGCCACACUCAGCCCAGACACACACCAGCGCGCGCGCACAUCACUGCCAGCCGACUGGGACUUCCGGAUUAUACCGGAAGCGGAAGUACAAAGCACAAGUGCUGAUCAGCAGUGUAGUAGAAGAAGAAGAAGAAGAACAAGAAGAAGAAGCAGCAGCAGCAGCAGAAGAAGAAGAAGCAGCAGCAGCAGCAGCAGCAGCAGCAGCAGAAGAAGAAACAGCAGCAGCAGAAGAAGAAGCAGCAGCAGCAGCAGAAGAAGAAGCAGAAGAAGAAGAAGAAGAAGCAGAAGAAGCAGAAGAGUCAUAUGUAAAGAGGUGGAGAGCAUGAUGGAGGAGGAGUGUGUGGAUGGAGGAGGAGAAGCUGUCCUGCAGCUCCACCUGCUCUGUGAUCCUCCAUCUUCCUGCACGGUGUCCGUGGGGACGGAUCUGUCCAUGGCCGACAUCUCGCAGCUCCACGCUGAAGUGUGUGAGCUCAGAGAGCUGGUGUCUGCGCUGGAGGAAAUGCUGCAGCGACAGAAAGCCAUAAACACUCGUCAGGAGGUGACGGGAGCUACACCAGCGUUGUGCUCCAUGUGUAAAGCUGAGCUCAACGCUACACAAGUGCGAGACUCUGCACAGAGUGUGUGUGAUGAGCGUGAGGCGUGUGAAGUAGAGUGCGCAUCACACACUCCGCUGAUGAUGUGUUCGGUGAAGAUGGUGGACUGUAGGACCAUGGAGCUGAUCCCACCGGUCACGAAUGAUGAGAAGGAGAAUGAUGAAGACGGAGAACCGAACACUAACGACGAGGACGUAAUUCCCCCCACCGACAGCGAUGAUGACGGAAGAAAACAACUGCGUGUUAACAAACUCAAACCCCAAACGAGAAAAGACGUGGGACAUGGGACAAGCUGUAAGGAACGAGGAUCUGAAGUGAACGGAGACGUUACGGAGACAUUUACAGAGACUAAGGACCUGAAGAGCGAUCGCGGCGUUCGAGAGAGACCGUUCAAGUGCUCGCAGUGCGACAGAAGCUACGGUACAGCGCCAAGCUUGCGGAACCACAUGAAGAGACACGCGAAGGAGAUGAGGUUCUGCUGUGAGGAGUGUGGGAAGGGGUUCGUGACGUCAGCCGAGCUGAAGCUGCACACGAGUCGACACACGGGGGUCAGCAGCUUCGUGUGUGAGGUGUGCGGACAGAACCUGGCCGGCUCGUCAGGCCUCAAAGCACACAUGAUGACGCACAGUGACGAGAGGCCGUUCUCCUGCAGGGAGUGCGGAAAGAUGUUCCGGACGAAGGGGAACCUCAAGGCCCACCUGAGGACGCACACCGGAGAGAAGCCGUACCGCUGCUCGUACUGCGAGAGAACGUUCAGCCACGCGCCGCGCGUCAAGGUGCACGAGCGCUCGCACACCAACGAGAAGCCGUUCAAAUGCCAAACCUGCGGAAAGACCUUCUCGCGCCUGGACAGUCUCCGGUCGCACGAGAGCGUCCACACCGGCCUGAAGCCGUACCAGUGCUCGCACUGCGGGAAGAGCUUCCGACAGGCCAGCCACCUGCUCUGUCACGAGAGGACGCACACCGGGGAGCGGCCGUACCUCUGCUCCGACUGCGGGAAGAGCUUCUCCAGCCACGGGCACUUCCGCAGCCACCGGCGCAUCCACACCGGCGAGCGGCCCUACCAGUGCACAGCCUGUGGCAAGAGCUUCAGGAAGCAGUUCACCCUACACCAGCACAGCAAGACGCACACCGGAGAGCGGCCGUACAAGUGCACGCAGUGCGACAAGAGCUUCGCACGGACCUGCACGCUGAAGCAGCACCAGAGAAUGCACUCGGGGGAAAAGCCGUACCAGUGCGCCAUCUGCGGCGAGAAAUUCGCCUUCCUUAGCUCACUACACCAACACCGGAAAAAACAUGGCCAAGACGGCGUGCAUGACAUCGUUAGCGCACAGUCCCUCGCUGCAGGGAUCUCCUCAGGAACUUAACACGAAACACCGACAGCCUGUAGCUCCAUGGGACACUAGGUGGGAAGAGGUUUGGGGAGGCCAUUUUAGGUUGAUGGUUGUUGGUUUGAAGGCUGUUCAGGUUUCUCAGUGCCAUUCAGUGCAAUAUGCAAAUCAUUACUGCUCUACACACGUCCAGGUACUAAAUAGCCAAGUCCAUGUGUAUAGUGUGUGUUUUUAAGACUUAGCAUUAAAAUAUUCCAGUUCUGUAAACGGUCAUUUAUUUAUUAGUUUUUUGUCCUUGGUGAGUAGAUGUUAGUCGACAUCUAGUCAAAAAUCAGGUCUUUCUUUUAAUUGCGUAAAGCCUUAAUCGAGAAUGUGAAGCUGAUCAUAUUUAUAUUUGACUUGAGUGAAUAAAUCAAUAAAUAAAUCA
This is a messenger RNA of Pangasianodon hypophthalmus (striped catfish), 2374 nucleotides long. RefSeq names its product zinc finger protein 883. Bases 346 to 1983 code for a protein of 545 amino acids. NCBI's taxonomy places the organism in Eukaryota, Metazoa, Chordata, Actinopteri, Siluriformes, Pangasiidae. The record is from RefSeq and is a predicted model, not a curated record. The transcript has 5 exons.